CGAUAGGGAUUACAUGACUGAUGUUUGUCUGAUAACCUGAUGGAAUUUUGAGGAUGCGUGCUCCGUAACAUAAUUUGCACUUGAGUCUUUAAGGUUAUCAGUUGCGAAAGAGGUACUAUACCUUAUCUCACGCAGUGUAGGUUACAUACACUAAUGCCUUUUCUAAAAAUGUGUAAAUCAAAAGGCAGAUAUUAUUUUUUGUUUUGCCUUUGUCUUUGUUUGCAACUUCCGUUGGCCAUCACAUCCGCUUGCUAGUCGUUGCUGGACCGUACUGCAUCGAUCGGAGGCUGUUCAAACAAAUAAAACUCGCCGUUGUUUAUUUAAUGAUUGAUCUUCUCGUUCUGCUAUUAAGCGACAGAUGUGCCAAAAACGUUCGUUGUCAGUGAUUCACGUUUUGUGCGGUUUUUCUUCACAGAGACGAUCGGCGUUGCUGUGCUGUGUGUUUUCCGCCUGCACUCUCGUCCCGUCCGAGCACGAUGAAUCAUCCAGCUCUGAACGAUAUCUCGCGGGCCAAUCCGCAGUUGGAGUACGAAGUCCUCCAGCGUAUCGGCGGCGGGACAUACGGAGAUGUGUACAAAGCCCGUCGCAUCAACAGUGCGUCGCUGGCCGCCAUUAAAAUCAUCAAAUUCGAGCCGGGGGACGAUUUGAGUAUUAUUCUGCAGGAGAUCGUGGUGAUGAAGGAACUGAAUCAUGCCAACAUUGUGGCGUAUUAUGGUGCCUAUAUGCGACAGAGUCGCUUGUGGAUCUGCAUGGAGUUCUGCUCGGGAGGCUCUCUGCAGGAUGUUUACCAUGCUAUUGGGCCGUUGCCGAAGCACACGGCGUUUGUUAUGAAGGAGACGCUGAAGGGUUUGGCGUAUCUCCACCAAAUGGGCAAAAUGCACAGGGAUAUUAAGGGCGCGAAUAUUUUGCUAACGGAAGAAGGGGAAGUUAAGCUGGCUGAUUUUGGCGUUUCGGCCCAGAUUACAACUACGCUUAGCAAAAGGAAAAGUUUUAUUGGAUCUCCCUACUGGAUGAGCCCUGAAAUAGCCGCCGUGGAACGGAAAGGAGGGUACAAUCAGCAGUGUGAUAUAUGGUCAUUGGGUAUUACUGCCAUUGAACUUGCCGAAUUACAACCUCCGCUUUUUGAACUGCAUCCGAUGCGUGCCUUAUACCUCCUUUCUAAAAGCGGCUACAAACCUCCUCAGUUGAAAGAUCGAUUGAAAUGGUCGCAAGACUAUCAGAAUUUUGUUAAAUUAGCGUUGACCCGCAAUCCCAAAAAACGCCCCACUGCCGACAAACUGCUCGAGCACACCUUCGUCCGUCAAGGUAACCUGGGAUUUGCCUUGGGUCGUGACCUCAUCGAUCAGGCCCGGAAUCCGCGCCGUGGACCUAGCAGUGAGAAUGGUAGUGUCCACGAGCAGGAUGACGACGAAGGCGCGGUAUUGUCCAAUGUCCUUAAACGCAUUCCGUCCAAAAAGCCACCCGAUUCGUAUGGUGAAAACGGAAAAAACUCGCCCAGUUUUGCCCCGGUGCUCGCACAUUUCAGGUCCAAUGGGGAUCAGCGGAGCCCGGAAACGGUUAUUUUUCCUUCCUUGGGCGACAUUGAAUUAGGCCCCGUUUCCGAUGGUACAUUGGUGCGACCGCCCGCGCCUCCAGUACCACGACGGGUAAACAGUCCGGUGCAUAAUCAGCCACGGCCCGUCUCCACUCCUGUGCUACCAUCUCAGUUAAUAACCAACGUCGUGCGUACGUCCGAAGACGUUUAUCUAGACGAAGACGAAUACGGUGGGACUUUGCGGGUUGGCGGACGUCCAUCGAGCAUGGCUGGUCCAGAUCCUCAUUUGAACGCUGAAUGGAUAGAAGGUGAGGUUGCCGCUCCACCAGCGCCGCCACCGAGAAGAAAACAUCAGCAGAAGAAGCUACAAGAGCGACAGAAUAACAGUAUUCCAAGUUUCCAGGCCAAUGGUCUACCUCCGACGCCCCGGGUGCACAUGGGUGCAUGUUUUACCAAAGUUUUUAAUGAAUGCCCUUUGCACAUUAACACAGCCGUCUCGUGGGUGCAUCCGAUUACCCGUGACCAGCAUAUUCUGAUUGGAGCAGAAGAGGGACUGUACACGUUAAACCUGAAUGAACUCCAUGAGCUGGCCAUGGAUAUGCUGCAUAGUCGGCGCUGUACAUGGCUGCAUGUGCAUAAAGAUGUGUUAAUGUCCAUUUCCGGCAAAACUCCCCAUCUGUACCGGCACGAUCUGGUAUCGUUGCACGGGCGGAAUUUUAAUAAAUUCUCUUUAUCCAUGAAUAAAUUUCCUGAGAAGCUCAUGCCGAGAAAAUUUAUCACGUCGUCCAAAGUUGCUGAGACAAAAGGGUGUUUGCGGUGUUGUGUUGGAAGGAAUUCUUUGAAUGGAUCGAAAUACUUGGCAGCCGCAAUGCCAACCAACAUCAUUCUGAUGCAGUGGUAUGAACCAAUGAACAAGUUUAUGAUGCUUCGUCAGGUGGACUGGAUGCUGCCUUCGCCGUUCAAUACGUUUUAUAUGCUGAUGACGGAUAAGGAGUAUCCCGUAGUGUGCACGGCUGUUCGUCCGCUUAUCGGCGAUCCAGGCGCGCAGUUUGAGAUUGUGGAUUUCAAUCAUUCAUUCAUCACAGUGACCAAUACGGAAGCGUCGUCCAUCAGCAAUGCCUACCUGGAAGUAGUCAACAUGCACCAGAUCGACGAAAGAACAGUGGCUCUUUGCCAUGACAAUGUUGUGAAAUUGACAGAUUGUGAGGGACGAAUGAAAGAAGACGACGCAGUGACGACCAGUGAAUUUCAUUUUGAUUUUAUGAUUUCUUCACUGGUUUGCCUGUCGGACAGCAUUUUAGCCUUCCAUUCUCGAGGGAUGCAAGGAAGAAGUUUUAUGAUGGAUGAGAUAACCCAAGACAUAGUCGAUGAAAGUAAAGUUUAUCGACUGAUCGGUGCGGAUCGGCUAAUUGUUUUAGAAAGCAAACCGGCAGGCAGUCCUUCUGCUCCGGGAAACCUGUAUAUCGUAACGGGUCACGAAAAUAACUUUUAGAGAAAUCUGGUCUAUUUGUGUGGUUUUGGACGUUUUUACAUUUGUAUGUUGAUCCGGUUUAAAGUUUACAACUGUCGGGUAGAAUGCUCAUUCCGUGCCUAAUAGUAUGCAGCUUGUUCCUUUGUUUUCGAAGGUGAAUUUUGUAUUUACAAAUUAUAAAAAUCGUUCGUUGUUGUUGCUGGUUUAGAAGCGCAGUAGGUAAUAUUAAAUUAUACAACACCA
This is a messenger RNA of Paramacrobiotus metropolitanus, 3248 nucleotides long. Its product is annotated as mitogen-activated protein kinase kinase kinase kinase 5-like. Gene Ontology annotation, molecular function: ATP binding; MAP kinase kinase kinase kinase activity. The record is from RefSeq and is a predicted model, not a curated record. Gene Ontology annotation, biological process: protein phosphorylation. Lineage: Eukaryota; Metazoa; Tardigrada; Eutardigrada; Parachela; Macrobiotidae.